CAGGCCUCGCUGUUUAUUAAAACGAAAAGCAGCUCAACAAACUAGUUGCAUUCAGAAAAUCUUUAUAUAAACCACAGACUUUACAGGAGAAUACACUUAUCAUUUAGAAGUUGAGGAUUUUGUAUUAGCGUUACCAUGGAAUACUCCAAAGACAACAUCAGGCAGUCCAAGGACGUAGAUGCUGAAUGGAGGAGAAUAUUUUUAGAAAAAAUGCAAGAGAGAGGGUUAAAUCUACAAGAGAAAACCUUGGAAAACAUAAAACAUCAUAGAGAACAAGUGGCCAAAUUAAAGAAGACUGCUCCACCUGAUGAACUGACAAAAGAGUGGUUCAGCGAAGAUAAAUUGUCCGUGGACACUAGAGCUUAUCUGCUUGAAAAGUUAAUGCCAACUAUAGUGCCUGGCCUGGAAGCUGUGCUGAAAGAAGUUGAGAAAAAGAAGGUUUUGGAAGAUGGUUCUGUGAAGUUUGACCCUGUUAAUUUUUUGGGAGAGUAUCUCAUGAGGAAUAAACCUGAGUUUAGUGUAGGUUCUCAUGCACAUCCAUAUGUCCGAGGCCUAAGAGAGGUAGUUGCAAAUCUCAAAGAUCAGGUUUUCGACCUUGAAUUCAACAGGCUUGGGCAGCUGAAAGAAGAACUGAAUGAAUCCCAAAACCAGAGAGCACAAGUGCAAAACAUCCGGUCUCAGAUCAAGCAGAGAAGGGAAGGAGCCUUGUCUCUCCAAUUUCAAGAGUGGACCUUGGAUGUGACGGGGAGAAUCCCUCUAGCACUGGUACAAAGUGCCCUCAAGUCAUUUCUUGAAGUAAUCCUUCAACUUCAACAAGAGGCUAUACCAGCGUAUGAUAUUGACCUGGAGAUCGUGCAUACCAUGGAACAAAAGCUGAAUAAAGAAGAAUUUGUGGAGUAUGUGUAUCCCUUUAUCUCGAAAUUCAGCACGGAUGUUUUUCAAGAGUUUCUGCAUCAUCUUGCACAGUGUGCAGACAUGUUUCGCGAAACGAUCCGCCAUGACAUAAGGCGGCAGAAGUUUUCUGAUCUCUUCUUUAAGUGUGACCCAGGAAAGGUUGGCUUCCUGGACAGACAGCGGAUUCUUGCCCUGAUGGAAUCUUUCUUUGACAACACAAGUCCUGAAUCACCUGAAUGGCAGCCCCGAAAUCCUAGACAAUGGCCGGUGAUUGAACUCAGUGAAAUGGACCCAGAAGACUUCUGGGCUAACUUUCAAGAAACGGAACAACUUACAGAGGGAAAGGAUCAUGAAGAAUCCAGAAUUCCAUUUUCAGAAUCGACUCCAAGUCCUGAGCCAGCAGUGGUCAAAGACGUUGAGACUGUUUCUGCGGAGAAUCCAGGAGAAGCAGCAUCCCAGCUUGUGGAAGGCAUAGCUCAUGAAGAACACAACAGUGAAAAAGAACCACACAGUGAAGAACACAACAUUGAUAAAGAACCACACAGUGAAGAACACAACAUUGAUAAAGAACCACACCGUGAAGAACACAACAUUGAUAAAGAACCACACCGUGAAGAACACAACAUUGAUAAAGAACCACACCGUGAAGAAUACAACAUUGAUAAAGAUCCACACCGUGAAGAAUACAACAUUGAUAAAGAUCCACACCAUGAAGAACACAACAUUGAUAAAGAUCCACACCAUGAAGAACACAACAUUGAUAAAGAUCCACACCAUGAAGAACACAACAUUGAUAAAGAUCCACACCAUGAAGAACACAACAUUGAUAAAGAUCCACACCAUGAAGAACACAACAUUGAUAAAGAUCCACACCAUGAAGAACACAACAUUGAUAGAGAUCCACACUUUGUUGAAGGACAGGCCUGCUCGGACACAGAAUCCCAGCUUGUGGAAGGCAGACCUUCUGAAGAAACCCACUGUGAUAAAGAUCCUCAUAUCAUUGAAGGACAGCCUUGGUCAGGUGAACUCCUAACUGCUGAUUUGCCAUUUAGGUAUAGCUCAUAUGGAGACAGAAGUCAAGAUGAGUGCAGUGUCACAGCCUCACAGUUUACAGAUUUACACCCAAUCAUCACCGAUAUUAAUUCUCGACGUCCAUCAAAUAUUGCAAGUGCGUUCAGCAGCAGCCAAUUGAACCUGCCGCAGUUUGUGCAACUAAUGGAGACUUUCCUGGGAGUGGGAGCCCCCUUGCCAAUUGUGGACAAACUCACCAACUUCAUACAGAAAGAAUAUGUUGAGACAGAAGAGGAGAAAAUGACAUUGUUGAAUAAAGUACGUUAUGAUGCUCUAAUUGCCCAUCAGAAGUUGGUGCUGCAGGCACUUUUUGAAAAGUGGGACAAUGAUGGGUCUGGUUUCCUGGAACUGCUUGAAGUGGAGGCUGUGCUGUCCAAAUACAAAGAUGGAAUGGAAUCUGAGUUGAUAGACAAAGGAAGGGAGUCUUUGAGCUCAUCACAGUCCCAACGUGGUGUCUGGAAGUUGUCGGCCUCUGAAUUCUGUCGAUACAUUCAAGACGUGGUUAGCAUGUUACCUGGACUUGAAAGUGAGGUGUUUGAAAGUGUGGUGGAAUUCCUGACCACCAGUGUGGAACGUACUCAGGUUGAGAAGAUGCGAGGGACGUCUCGCAGAAAGUGGCUUCAACACAUCCAUACAGUAGCUGAAACCAGUGGUGGAAGUCUAGAUCCUGUAUAUAAAGCUAUUUUCCAAGCACUUUAUAAGGAUGCUGAAGCCCAUGGCAACAAUAAAAAGAUCAGUGCCAGCAUCGCCCUUCUGGAGCAGAGCGUAGUAGAGGGAAAGUGGAAAGAGGUUCUACGUUAUGUUGCAUGUACAUCAGAUGAUGCCUUCUAUGUUUUAAAUAAAAUUUUGCACAGGGACAUGGAGAAUGUAAGUUUUGCAGCUGUGGACAGUGGAACUCCAGUUCAUGUGCCACGUGUUCAAUAUCAUGGUAGUGUCCAUUUCUGGAACACCGAUCGCCCUGAAGAGGAGAGGAAAGGAUCCCUCAUUGUGCUCCCUCUCAUUGAUGCACAGCAACAGGUCUUUGGUACCCUAAGCAUCGACACUCUGAGAGAUACCCGAGAGCGAAAUAUCUUCCUUACCCACGAGAUUAGCUUUUACCAGGGCAUCACAAAUAUGUUCAGCACAGCAUAUCAUCACAUCGAGAUGAAGACAGACAUUCUACAGCUGGCAAGCAGUGCAUUUGCCUGGAUCUACAGCCGAGCUCCCAACAUUCACAUCAUCAACACCUACCUCAUGGAGCCCAGUAUAGAGAAGUCACAGGGUUAUGUCUUUAGAAACAUGAUGCACACAGAUAACAGCACUGGAGUUUCGGAAAUAUUCAGUUCUCCAGCCAUACUUCGCAGGCGAGAUAACCUUUUCAGAGAUUAUCUCUUCAAGUGUGCUGAUAGCUCAGAAGUAAUCACAACAGAUGCCUAUGGAGAACGGCAUAUCGCUGUUCCCAUACGUGACUUGGCAGGGCGGGCUGUUGGGGUCUUGGAUAUCAGUACAAGACAGUGCUGUGAGCUACCAGCCCAUGAGUAUCAAGACCUUCAAAAGAUGCUACAGAUGUUGCAGGAAGCCUGCUAUGAAAUCCUUGAGCAAAAGAACACAGACAGCCAAGGAGAGCCACUCUUAGAAGCAGAACAAGUUCCAGGUCAGAAGCGGGUGGGAGUCUUAUUCCAUCGCUUUAUGCUGAAGGACCUGCGCCAGUGUGUCAGUAAGCUGGAUUAUCGGUCCUUUGCAGAGCUGAAGAGCUACAAGGAGCCACCAUCUAUGGUGCACAGUAUACUCAAGGCUGUUCUACUACUUUUUAGUCCAGACUGGGCUGAAUCUGAAGAGAUUCACAGUUGGAAUCAGUGUAAAUUGAAAGUUAAUACUGAUUUGAUCAGAAAGAUUUUAUCAUUCGACCCAACAGCACAGUCUGUACAGAUCAACCCAGAAAUCCUUGCAAAGUAUAUUAAAGGUAUUCCUAGAGGAGCGGUCUGGAAGCAUGGCUCCAUUCCAGCGGAGCAUCUCUAUAACUGGACAUUUACAUGCAUGUGUUUAUUGGAGCUCACACAGAAAAUGCAAAACACCCAUCCUCCAUCUCUAGAUAAUUUACCAGGACCACAGUGAAGAGUGGCUCAUAAUAAAUCCUCUGGAUAAGCAAUGAUUCAUAUAUGUUGCAUAUAUUUUCGCCUUUAAGAUAUGAAAAUAUUUAG
Pelobates fuscus (common spadefoot toad) is the source of this 4145-nucleotide messenger RNA. RefSeq names its product EF-hand calcium binding domain 5 (gene EFCAB5). The coding region runs from base 136 to 4059 and encodes 1307 amino acids. Lineage: Eukaryota; Metazoa; Chordata; Amphibia; Anura; Pelobatidae. Gene Ontology annotation, molecular function: calcium ion binding. The transcript has 22 exons. The record is from RefSeq and is a predicted model, not a curated record.